Messenger RNA from Dichotomopilus funicola, 1329 nucleotides. RefSeq lists its product as uncharacterized. The coding region runs from base 1 to 1329 and encodes 442 amino acids. The transcript has a single exon. NCBI's taxonomy places the organism in Eukaryota, Fungi, Ascomycota, Sordariomycetes, Sordariales, Chaetomiaceae. The record is from RefSeq and is a predicted model, not a curated record.
AUGUCGUCGCCGUACCGCCCACCAUUACCCGGCACGCCGACCACCUUCCACCUGUUCCGCGACCUGCCCCCGGAGCUACGCCAGAUGAUAUGGAAAUUCGCCAUACCCCCAGGGCGCCUCAUCAUGCUGCGCGUGCCUGAAGGCCCCUUCCCGCCGAGUGCGACAAGGCCACUUUCGACAUCGAUGCUGACGACUAUCCGGUGGUGGGCUGUUACCUGGACCGAAGCACUCACCCAGAUCCUUGCCCCGGACGUGAUUCCCCGUUCUUGGUUCUCAAAACUGCGCCCAAAACUCCCCUCUAAACCCCAGCCCCAAGAGCGCCCACAUAUCUUCUACUCCUCCACCCGACCCCCGGCUCUUUUACACACCUGCGUCGAAUCACGCGAGGUCGCGCUCCAGUAUUACCGCCUCGGUUUCGCGCCGAACGGCUACCGCACGAUAAACCACACCGGGGACAGUCCUGGUUCGCCCCAAGGGCGCAUUUAUGUCGACCUGGACCGCGACAUCAUCUGCUACAGCGACAGGCUGAUGCGCAGCCUGUCGGCGCGGAUCCUGCUGCGGGUGACGGAGGAUGUGAGGAAGGCGAAGCAUGUUGUAAUAGCGGUAGGGCAUCCGUACUGGGAGUGGGGGGACUCUGACGCGGAUGGGGAGUAUGAGGACGAGGAUGAGGAGUAUGAAGACGAGGAUGAGUGGGAGGAGGAUGGCUGGGGGGACUCUCAAGAGGAUGAGGAAGAAGAAGAGGAGGAGGAUGAAGAGGAGGAUGAGGAGGAGGAAGAGGGGGACGGGACUGCGAACGGCGUGGCUGUGGGCAUGGCCGGCGGGUGGAUAAGGAGACGGAGGCCGCGGCAGAGGGCGGAAUGGGAUUGGCUGAGAUUGUGGUGGGACGUGGUGUGCGAUUCCGACGCCGGCCGGCCGACUAUCGACCUUGUGGGUGCUCCUAGGUUUAAUAUCCCCCCGGGCGGAUAUACUGCGGACGGAAUAUUCGUGCCCAGCGCUCCGGGUCCGGCUGAACGGGAGAUCAUGACGCUCGAAGGGAUACGCUCGAUGGUGUUGCAGUCGGCGGAGGAGGUGUGUGUGGUGCAGUCGAAUAUGUUGGCGCAGGGGGGCAUGUUGGAGCUGGCAGGGAGGGACUGGGAGCAGUGGAUUGACCGGAUGUCGAGGAGGGGGCUGGUGGAUUGGGUGGUACGGCCUCGCGAAGAUGUGGACAGGGAGUGGAAGACGUGGUGGAUCGCUAUGCCGUAUUUUGAUCAGCCGGACUUGACGUGGAAGGCGUGGAUGGGGUUGUUGGUGAGGACUGUGUUACGGGGGGAUGCUGGGCUGCCGGCGUGA